AUGACAGCUCCUGGACUGUCACUGAAUGUUUCCUCGCUACUGCCCGGCUUCCUGCUGCUGCUGCUUUCAGCUGAUUGGCCGGUGAGGGCGAAGAAAACGGAGCCGGAGGACAACGGCAGUCGCCUCCGAGGCCUCUGGAAGCUGCACAUGAGAGACGUGAUGCUGAAAGGAAAAGGUUCCAGUCAUCCAAUCAGAGACGGGGUCAAACAGCAGCUGCUCUACUGUCGUGUCUCGAUUGGUUUCCAUCUGCAGAUUCUGCCCGGCGGCUCCGUCGGCGGCGUCCACAAACCCAACGAGAACUGUUGGCUGAAGGUGUUCGCUAUGAAACAUGGAGUGGUGGGAAUCAGAGGAGUCAAGAGUGGCUUGUACCUCUGUAUGGGAGGAGAGGGACUGGCGUAUGGAGCGGAGAAGUUUACAGACGACUGCCUGUUUAAGGAGAACCUAGAGGAGAAUCAUUACACCACCUACUCCUCUCUGUCUCACCCCGGUCUCUAUCUGGCUCUGUCUCACAAAGGAGAGCUCAGGAGGGGCAACAGCGUGGGCCGCCACCAGUCCUGCACCCACUUCCUGCCCCGGAGGACUCCCUGAUCACGAUCUGCAGGUUUGACGGCUUCCUCCGGGACCUGGAUCAGAAUGAGGAUCUGAAUAGUUUUCUCCUGUUGGAUCUGCAGCUCUGAAACAGGAACAGAGAUCAGUGAUUGGCCUUGGUUGCUAAGGCGGUUGCUAAGGUGGUUGCUAAGGCGGUUGCUAAGGUAUCUCCACUCUCAUAUCUCAGAUGUGAUUCAGCUCCAACA
Scomber scombrus (Atlantic mackerel) is the source of this 794-nucleotide messenger RNA. It is a transcript of the gene fgf9, whose product is annotated as fibroblast growth factor 9. The coding region runs from base 1 to 588 and encodes 195 amino acids. Lineage: Eukaryota; Metazoa; Chordata; Actinopteri; Scombriformes; Scombridae. The transcript is spliced from 4 exons. Gene Ontology annotation, molecular function: growth factor activity; fibroblast growth factor receptor binding. The record is from RefSeq and is a predicted model, not a curated record. Gene Ontology annotation, cellular component: cytoplasm. Gene Ontology annotation, biological process: positive regulation of gene expression; animal organ morphogenesis; cell differentiation.